UACAUGUUGAUAGGUCAUUAUUGAUUUUACAAGAACAUUCGAAGAUAUUCAACAAUGAACAUUUUUCAUUCGCUUAUGUUUUAACAGUUAUUGAUAUAAAAUUUUGUUUAUAAAUAAGUAGACCUGGACAAAAUUUUAGUGAAAUGUGGUUUUCCUGGCUGCAAAUAACAUUAAAUUAUUGGGGUGCGAAAUUCAAACGCUAAAAAAAAGAAAAUUGCAUAUUCCUUUGACCACAAAGACGCACGCUUGGCACUAAUGUCGCAGGUUGAAUGCAAAGUAGAAAAAAUAAGUGAAUACAUAGAUACUCAAUAUUCUGGAGGUGACACUAACAAAAUGAAAUUAAAACAGCUCUACCAGGAAGAAAAUAACAACGAUAUCGAUGAAAUUACUAAAAAUUUUGACAUGGGAUGCAUAGUUGAUACUGUAAAACGACCGCCAAAUAUUUGCGUCGAGACAUGUGUAUACAAUUCGGAAUCUGAGAGUGAAAAAUCGGAGGCAAACGAUGAAAAUGAUGAGCAUUAUUCAGAUGAGUUUGAAGAGGAUAGUGAGGUGGAGGAAACAAAAAUCGUUACAAAGUCCGUCAGCGAUAGUUCAUGUAAAACACAAUUGGAUAACGAUAAAACAAAUAAAUCGGUUAAGAUGUCGAAAAGUCAUACAUCUGUAUCUAGCAAACCUCAGUCAAUAUCUGGCAGAUCUUCUGACUAUGGCUCAAUCUCAGUACCCCAAACACGUCGAAUCAAUAUGUCAUUCACAAAUGAAAGAUUACGGGAGAUUGAAAGGCACAAUCACAUUCUCUUGAACAAGAUCCUUGGUGCUCGUAAUAACAAAAAGUGUGCGGCGAAAGACCCUACCAAAAAACCGGUACCAUCCGCGGCUGUCCACAGAAAACUCAAACAGAGGCAAAUUGACCAUGAUAAUAUGAUUCUAUUAAAAAAAAUACAACGAGCCAAAUCUUCGGCUUACAGCGUACGACGUUGAUAUAACCAGCGCGCUCUGCGCGCAGGCACUCGAUACCUCUUCAUUGUUGAAUAUAUUUUUACUACUAAUUUUA
Messenger RNA from Pieris rapae (cabbage white), 1051 nucleotides. RefSeq lists its product as uncharacterized. Gene Ontology annotation, biological process: spermatogenesis. Bases 256 to 978 code for a protein of 240 amino acids. The record is from RefSeq and is a predicted model, not a curated record. The transcript is spliced from 4 exons. Lineage: Eukaryota; Metazoa; Arthropoda; Insecta; Lepidoptera; Pieridae.